Messenger RNA from Neospora caninum, 4515 nucleotides. RefSeq lists its product as hypothetical. The coding region runs from base 1 to 4515 and encodes 1504 amino acids. Lineage: Eukaryota; Apicomplexa; Conoidasida; Eucoccidiorida; Sarcocystidae. The record is from RefSeq and is a predicted model, not a curated record. The transcript has 13 exons.
AUGCCCCCGUGCGCCCCGUCCUCUUUGAGCUCGUCACCUGCCUCGCCUUCUGCCCCUCGUUCUCCGCCUCGGCCGCGCUCUGCCGCGUCAUCUUCGCCAUCCUCGUCGUCAUCGCCUUCCUCGUCUUCUCCGUUGCCAUCAGCAGCGCCUACUCCGCUGUCGCCUCACCCGCCGCCUCCUCAUUCUCCUGUCCUUCCUUCCCUGGCAUCUUCGCCGUUUCCUGACUCGCCUUGUGCUCCCACGUGGCCCCCUGCCGGUGCCUGGAGGCGUCCUUCUUUGCCGUCCUGCCUGCUGCCUCCCGCGUCUGCCUCGGCGUCGCCCUCUCCUGCGGGCGGGUCUUCGAGUUCAAAGCAAGGGACCGAAAAGACUUCUCGGAGGUCCACAUCGCCCGUCCCGUGCUCUGCUCGUCCCUCUGCUUCCUUUUUCUUUUCUCCUCUUCUCUCGCCCGCGCCGUCGCUUUCCGAGCUCCUCACGCUCGGCUCGCGUCUGUCGCCGAUAGGCUCUGUUUUGGAGACAGGAGACGCACGGGAAGGCGAAGAAGGGCGGGAGACGCCUGUAAAGAUAGAGCUGGCGAAGGAUGUGCACGAGGCAACGCCCAGAGACAAGAGCGUCGGACAGCAAAAGGCGAGACGCGGAAGCAUGCCCCUCCUACCAUUCGCUGACAGGACUGCUACAGAAUGCGAAGCGGCCUCACUCAGUGAAAGCGACGCCAAGCCCGACGCCGAGAAGGACGAGAAAGAGGAUAGCGAGGAAGGUGAAGACAGCUGGGGAGACAGGCUGCGUGACGGCGACGCCAAACUCCGAGAGAGAAGGGAUCUUCUCCCUCUCAAAAAGGACAUUGAAGCACGCGUCCAAGCGCUCCAGCCUCUGUCUCCAUCGUUUUCCCCUUUUGUCCGGCGUCUUAUUCUUCUCGUCAACGACUUCGACAGAAAGUGCGCCGACGGCGAUGCCGCCGCGAGUCGCGCGCGUGCGGACUCCAAUACCGGAGACGACUGCAGCGGCGGGCAGCGCGGAGAGGACGGAUGGGAGGAGAGCAAAGGCAGAAUGAAGGAGAGGCAGUCUGCCUUGCUGGUCCACCCACAGGCAAGUGCUUCUAGACUGCCAGUCUCUUUGGCGUGGUGUGAAGCUGAAGCGGAUGAGAGAAAUGCGUUGACUGAGUUGGAGAGAACUCCGAGCACGCUGCGCCGGGACAGCUCAGGCGCAUCCCUCCCAUUCUCGCUUCGUCUGCAGAUCUUGCCGCUGUCCCCUUCGGCUCUCGGUGCGCUGCCGGUUGCAGGGAGUCUAGUGGAGAGCUCGCUUUCUUUUGAUUUCCAUCGGCCGAGCUUCUCCACCUUCGCCGCCAAGACGCUCUUCGAGUUUUCGCGGUAUCUGUUUUCGUCUUCUUUCUCCACGCCAUCUUUCGCGCGUUUGGACGCACUUGAACGGGUGCCCAAAUGCGGCAUGGACGACGGAGAAAAAGGCAAGCUCCUGCUCGUCCUGUUGUGGAGUCUCGCGACGCUGCAACUGCAGGGACACUUUCGACUCGCCUUUCUCCUUUCUUUCCGGUUUCUCAUGGACAGAAAAGAAAACGAAGGCCGCUCCCGACUUUCCGAGUCCGACCUUGCCACGUGCGCAUGCAUGUGCCGCUACGCGGCUCUGUGUCGCGUCUCCUGCGUGGAAGCUCUGGAGGUUUUGCUGGCGCCAGAAAACCUUUCUCGUCUUUCUCCCAGCACUUCUCUCAGCUGGACGCUGGACGGCCUCCUUGCACUGGUCGACUACGAAGCGCCGGUGCGUCAGCUCCGCGAGCACCUCCCUGACUUUCUUUUGGAGGAAGAUUUCGUGUGGCGGAGGGGCGGCGAUUUCGGGACGGAAGAGGAGGCGGCGCAGGCAGUGGCCAACCGCGGCGUCUCAAGAACUGGACCGAGAAGCGACGGUCCGUGGAGCGUUGCUCUCAAGGCCUUCGUCGCUCUGACCAAGGCUGCAGAUGCUGAUGUCGUCUUGGCAGAACGGAUGCUUCACAACAUCGGCGGGUUUGUGCAGAAGCAUCUGGGCAGAAUCCCGACGUCGCUGCUCGCCUCCUGGCAAGCUGCGUUGCGCAGACUGAUUCGCGCGAAGGAGCAGCAGGCGAUCAACGGUUCGCAUCGCGACCUGCAGGCAUGCAUCUCGGAGGCACCGCCGCGGGACCGGAAAGACCUUGCGGCCGACUGCCAGGGCCAGCGAGACGACGAGAACGGCGAACGGGAAAGAGAUAGAGAGGACGAGACAGAUCCGGGAGACAGGCGGCGUGGAGACACAGGGCGCGAAGGAGUGGCGGGAGUCUCCUCUCGACCUCUCGGCUCAGACAAAGCGUCAGGCAGUCUGGAGCUGGAUCCCGCAAAGGCGGAGACAGUCUGGGGAGCGUCGCGUCCUGCCGCGUCUGCUCCGCCUUCGUCUCCGUGGAGUGACCGCCCUGGGUCAGAAGAAAUAGGCGGGAGACGCAAGAAGAUUUGGAACGACUGUCGGCUCCUGGGCAGCGAGGCCGCUCGAGUGCGGCGUCAAGAAGAGCGGUAUCGGCACGUGCUCAGUCUCCACGAAAACGUUUUCUCUCACUUGAAGGCGCGCCUCCAACAGCCAAAGCAGUCCGGCAGUAACCUAGACGAUCUUCUCCACGUCAUGACGGAAGGCCUUCCGGGUACCUACAUCCAUUCGUUCCCGCAUCAGCGGCGCCUCGCUGGUGCUCUUCGGUCGAUUUGCUGGAAUGCUGUGAAAGCGCAUGGCCCGGAGAAAAUGUCGGCGCCCCAGAUCCUUCGUUUCCUCCACGCCGCCUUCCUGCACAGCCUCGCGAAGAACCCGGAGGAAAUGCUGCCUUUUCUGAGUCAACUCAAGAUCGCCUCUCGGCCUGCCCUUCUGGAGACCGGCAACCAGCUGCUGCUCUCUCGGGUCCUGUACGUUGCGUCCAAGAUGGCGGACAUCCCGGAGGACAUCAAAUUCCGUUUUUUCCGGUCGGCAGCGCGUCUGCAUUUGGCCGUGCUGCGAAGACACAAGUGCCAAGGCGAGGCGGGCGAAGACGAUGAAAGCGAAGACGAAGAAAGCGAAGACGAAGAAAGGGAGGGCAAAGCCGGAGCACUGGGCACGAAAGCCGCCAGACCAAACUGCGAACGUUACACGGUGUAUGGACAGCAGCUCGAGCUACAAACCUUGGUCAAUGUCGCGACUGCAUUUCGAUCUUGUUCUUGGGCAGACCCGGAAGCGUGGCGCCUUCUCUCCGAGUUCUACGUUGAUCAUUCGCACCCGACGUUCACCGAACUACUCGUCGAGAGCGAGUCCGAGUCUUCGUCCUCAGUUUCGCACACUUCCGUUCGCGCCUCCUGGUCUCCAAAUGCGGGACGCUUGGAUGCCCAGCGUCUUCCGCCGUCGCUGUUUUUCUGCGAGCAAACGGGGCUUCUUCCGCCGUCCCUCGGCCUCCUCGCGUUCGCAGACAGAAUCGCGGCAGACCGCAUGCGCCACGCGUGGCUGCUCCGCUGGGUCCGAACCGGCAUUCUUCUGAUGGCCAACUCUGCUCGCCUAACUGGGCACGUCCAUCCGGACUUAGUCGGCCUUGUUUUCCGAGUCCUCAUGGACAAACGACCUCGGCAGCCAGACGGAGAAACCAUUCUAGGCAUGCUCCCGCAUGGCGUUCUCCUCGACGCCUUAGGAUCCUUCACACUUCUCGGUUUCCACCGGCGGCAUCCGUCGGCGUUUGACAACCUCCUCGAGUACAUCACCACCCGAGGGAGUUCCCUCGUCCUCGUCGACGCACUCGCGACUCUCACCGCCUGGACGGUGACGGACAUUCUGCGCUGUGAGGGCGACGAGGCUCUCCGCUGGCGCGUCUCGCGUCUCGCCAGCGAGCGGGGUAGCAAUCCCCUGUCGCAAGUGUGUCGGGUGUCUAGACACCAAAUUGAGAAGCUCCUGUUGCCGUUCAAGGAGGCGUGCGAGGCCGCGGCUGUCGACGUGAGCAGCAGGUUGCAUGAGCUGGGAAUUCCCCACACGCUGUGGCCCCUGGACGCCGACGGCCUUCCGCUGGCUAUCUCGCUUCAUCUUCCUUCGUGUCACCCAUCGAUAGCUUCGUCUCCGCGAUCCACGGAUUUUGCUGCGUCUUCGUUCCCUCAUGAGAGGGAGGAGAAACUUGGUGUGGUGUUGUGUCCGGCGUCGGUCACGGAACGACGAGAUAAGCGCGCGAGAACGGGGCCCGUGCACUUUUCCGACAAAGAGCCUUCAGAAACUCUGAGUGAGUAUCUGACACGGAAAUUUAAUGAAGAGGAGGACGACUUCCGUCUCGCGGCCCGCUUUCUCUUCUUUGACGUCGGCGAUCUGCCUGAAGCUCUUCGCCGGAGAGGAUGGAACCGUCUCGUUUUCCUCUCUCUCGCCGACUGGCACCGGAAGGAGUCUGACGCGCCCAGAGAGAAAGAGGAGAGCACCGACAGGAAUGGACAACUUCUUACAAAGCUUCUGAUCUUCUGCGGCGGCGAAGCGCUCGUCGGUCCCUGCCUCGUCAAAGGUGGCGGCCUUCCAUGA